AUGGUUUUUACAACAGAAUCAUCAUCGACAAUAGAAACUUCUACAUCAACCAAUCCAACAUUUGUUAUUUCUCCAUUUCAAACCAAACGUUUACCUAUUAAUCCUGAUGUUGUUGCACCUGAUGGUUCAUUGGUUCGUACUUUAUUGACAACAGUUGGUGGUAGUAUGGCACAAUUCGAUCUUCCUGCUCGAAUGACAUCACAGGCUGUCGAACAUCGAAGUGUUUAUGAAAUAUGGUAUUUUCUAUCUGGUGAAGGUGAAUUUUGGCGCAAACAGAAUGAGAGAGAAGAAAUUGUAACAGUUGAUGCUGAUAUAUGUAUUACCAUUCCAGUGGGAACACAAUUUCAAUUUCGUACAAUUGGAAGAAAAAGUCUAGUGGCAGUGGCAAUUACAAUGCCACCAUGGCCAGGAGAUAAUGAAGCUAUAUUGAGAAAAGGUAUUUGGAAUGCAAGUUUGACUGAAAUUGAAAACUCAUCGACGAAAUUAUUUAAUUCAAUCUAUCUGUUCACAACUAUUGUUACCUUCUUCGUAGUAGAAAUGCGGUAA
Messenger RNA from Rotaria sp. Silwood2, 546 nucleotides. Lineage: Eukaryota; Metazoa; Rotifera; Eurotatoria; Philodinida; Philodinidae. The record is from the annotation of a GenBank genome assembly.